Messenger RNA from Sphaeramia orbicularis (orbiculate cardinalfish), 712 nucleotides. Its product is annotated as immediate early response 3-interacting protein 1. The record is from RefSeq and is a predicted model, not a curated record. Lineage: Eukaryota; Metazoa; Chordata; Actinopteri; Kurtiformes; Apogonidae. Bases 64 to 312 code for a protein of 82 amino acids. The transcript has 3 exons. Gene Ontology annotation, cellular component: endoplasmic reticulum membrane; Golgi membrane; COPII-coated ER to Golgi transport vesicle. Gene Ontology annotation, biological process: endoplasmic reticulum to Golgi vesicle-mediated transport.
UACGUCAUACGUAAAUACUGUUGGUUAGUUCAGAGCUAAGCUAGCUGCAGUAGCGUAGGUAACAUGGCUUUUACGCUAUAUUCUCUCAUUCAAGCAGCGAUCCUCUGUGUUAAUGCUGUGGCUGUACUGCACGAAGAAAGAUUUUUAAGUAAAAUUGGCUGGGGAGUGGACCAAAGUAUCGGUGGUUUUGGUGAUGAACCAGGCAUCAAAGUGCAGCUGAUGAACCUAAUCCGCUCUGUGAGGACAGUGAUGAGAGUGCCUUUGAUCGGAGUGAAUUCAGUCUGCAUUGUGCUGCUGCUUUUGUUUGGAUGAAGAGGAGUGAAGUUCGGGAACACAAAUCUGCUGUCCGGAGAAUGUCUCCAUUACCUCAGGAAAACAAGAAAAACAUUUUGUCUCUUUAACACACAGAUCGCGCCACUUUAAAGUGGGACAUUUGUUUUAGCCUUUUUUCUACAGCCAUUAACUUAAAAUGAACAAUUGCAAACCCUCUGUCCCUUUAAAAGUUCAAUAAAUGGUUAAUAGUUUACACUUAAUUUGCUUCUUGAUUGAAAGUUUUUCCAGUUACCCUCUGAUGAAUCAACAAUGUGAAAUAUUGGUCAUGUCACUGUGUGGGUAGCUGUAAAUUGAGUGUAAAAACUGAAGGAUAUAAAUUAAGUCUAAGAUAUGUGGUAUGUUGUCGGAAUGUUGAACAAUAAAGAGUUGAUAAAUUUUG